AUGAAACUUCUUUCGAUCGUUUUUGCUUUCUGCAUUGUACUUGCCACCAGUUCUUUGGAAGAGGGAGAUGAAGCAAAAGUCAAGGACGAACACACUUUGAUUCAUCCACUACCACGACAUUUGUUGGGGCCUUGGAAUACCGAGAAAGCCUCUAAGGAUGCUGCGAAUGGCUUCGAUGCUUUAAAAUCAGGGAGUGUUACUGGUGGCGGUGGCGGCGGAGGCGGUGGUGGUGGUGGCGGAUCUAAUGGUGGCGGCGGCGGUGGUGGUGGUGGUGGUGGAGGUGGCAAGGCAUUAGCAUGGGACAGCGAGAGAGUGGAGUGGAAAUGGAAUAAUAGGGAAAAUAAAAAGCAGGAGCCAAGUGGUCAAAACCCUGGCGUGGUAUGUAAUAUUGAAACAGUGACCUGA
Messenger RNA from Sphenostylis stenocarpa, 405 nucleotides. NCBI's taxonomy places the organism in Eukaryota, Viridiplantae, Streptophyta, Magnoliopsida, Fabales, Fabaceae. The record is from the annotation of a GenBank genome assembly.